Ostrinia furnacalis (Asian corn borer) is the source of this 2385-nucleotide messenger RNA. RefSeq lists its product as uncharacterized. The coding region runs from base 220 to 2385 and encodes 721 amino acids. NCBI's taxonomy places the organism in Eukaryota, Metazoa, Arthropoda, Insecta, Lepidoptera, Crambidae. The record is from RefSeq and is a predicted model, not a curated record. The transcript has 2 exons.
AUUUUGACCGAUCUUGUGGAUAUCCAAACUAUUAAAGCUAUUGAAAACAAAUCAUUUUUAAACAUCAACGAAGUGAAAUAUGAGCCAAAAGUGCAAAACGUGGAGAAUAUUCAGAAUAGAAACACGGACUUAUUAAAUGUUCCAUUGGAAAUAGAAAAAAGUGAAAAGUUUGAUAUUAAACAAAGUCCUAAACUUGCGAACAUUAUAAAUUUUUGGAAAAUGUUUACUACAAAUUCUCCUGACAAUUAUAUUGAAACCAAAAUUACGAAACCAAAAUCGAAUUCUAGCCCAGUUUUUGAUAGAGAUAUCCCUGAACAAAAGUUUAUGAAAAAAGACAGAAAAACAGGUAUGUCCAAACAAGCCGAAUACAUUGAUAAAUUACUAGAAGAUAUAAUUAAUAGAAGCGCAAAACCAACCACGGAAAAACCUACAACAUCCUCAGUUGACUUGAAAAAGCUUUCCGAUCAAAUAGAAAAGUUAUUGCAGCUAUACCCUCAACGUGGAACGCUCGGCAACAGCAACAAUUUUCCAGAAAGUGAAGUUGAAAUCAUCAACGACCUUCAGCCAGAUGGUUAUUAUUUUGUCAAAAAUGGAAUACCAAUUAAAUCUAGAAUUUUAGAUGAAAGAAUCAAACAAUAUGACAACCGAGAGAGAAGGAUAGAAAACAAUGAUAUAAAAGAAACUAACAGUCGCCUACUUCCAAUUGAUUUUCCAAAAAAUAUCGCUACUUUUCCCACCCGAAAUAGGCAACAUUUACCUAGAGAUAUUGCACAAAAGUAUCAAUUAACAGAAAGAUAUAAAGAUACGUCUGAGCCUACACAUACUCCUAGUGCAAGAGUUACAGUAAAUGACAAUAAUAUGAGAAGAAAUGAUAGUGUCAAGAUUAUAACAAAGGAUGAUAUUAAAGAAAUAGCUGAGAAUGUUAAAGCUAUAGUUUUAAAAGAUCUACGACAAGAAAUAACAUCCACGCCCUCUAGAGUAUCUGUUGGACCUACAACAGUUAUUUCGGCGCCAACAUCUCCAAAAAUAUCCAGUACAACCAAGCUAACGACAGAAACUACAAGUAAAAUUCCACCCCAGAACAACAAGACUCAAGAAGCAAAUCAGGUGAUAACAAAAUUCAUGGAACUCUUUGAACAGUUCAAAACAAUAAAUGAGAGAAUAGAAGUACCAUCAAAUAUUAACACGUUACUAGCAAAUGUGACACGUCAGAAACCUAGAAAUCCAUUUAAUUUUAUACAUCGAAUUCCCCCUAAAGUGGCGAUCGACCCAUAUAGACUAAAACCACCGGAAAUUACACCUGGUUUGUUUAACCCAUUCGGUAUACAAAGACCCAGAGUUCAAAACAUACAAAUCCAAAGAGCUAAAUUUGUCCAAAAUUCUUUGGCUAUUACGCCUCAAACUUUUCAGGUAAUGCGAGCCAAACCAAUAACAAUACAAACAAACUCUGAUGAAAUUGCGCCUCUGGGGAUUCCUAUAGAAAAACCUCUAAAAAUUAUACAUCAGAAUAUAGUUGUGACCACCGCACAUCCUUUAGUGACACGCAAGCACCACAUAGACAAAUGGGUGGAUCAAUACGAACACAAAGAUUGGACAAAAAGUAAAGAAAGACACAAAAAUUAUUCAAAUCCCCCGACACACGAAAGGUACAAAGAAGGAAAGCCAAAAGAUCGAUGGCCGAAUAAAGAGAGCAGAUUACGUGAAUUUGAUAAGAAAUUUAGAGACGAAGUAACAAGAACGUUGGAUCAAGCCCGUUACCGAGAUGAAAGAUCACGAGAAUUUAAGUAUCCAUAUAAAGAUGAUACCAAGUCUUCAGACCAACGACUUUACAAGAGCGGCAGAACACAAGAUUUCAAAAUUCCUCCCAAAGACGACGCAACACAAACCGAGCGAACAUCUCAGAAAGAUAGUAGACCCACUGUAUUCAAAUAUGAAACAAAACCAUCAGAUGACAGAUAUUAUGAAGGCACAAAAUAUAGCAAUCGCGAGAACAAUCACAGAAUGCCAUAUAAAUCGCCAUACGAUGAUGUCAUAAACAUGAAAUUAAAUGAAAACGCAAAAGAUUAUGGCAAUGAUAAAAAAUAUCUUGAUAAUGUCAGCUAUGGACUUCUUAGUCCUCGUCACCGGGAUCCUACACGCUUCCACGAGAAAUUAGAAAGAGUUGACGAUUGGCAGGGUGAUUCUAGAAGUGAAGGCAAAAAUUGCCGUGACAAACUAUCCGUGGCUUCCAGACAGCAGCAGCCCCUAAAUAUGAAGGACCCCAGAUUCGACGACACACAUUUCAAAAACUUCUUGAAGACGCAACAGAAAGUUAAUGAUAUGCUUGAGAAAAUAUUGUCAUCGAAAACUAUUCAGAAUGGCCCACGGAGUGUUGAAACUACAUAG